AUGAUGAGAGAAAAUUGGGCCCACAGUGCUCUGCGACAGGAGGGUCUUGCGAAAGGGAAGGACGAUACCUGGAAAUGGGGAACCAGCCUCCAGGGGAGCAGCUCCUCUGUUUGGGAGAUCUCCCACUUACACUUCAGACAGUUACGUUACAGUGAGACCUCAGGGCCCCACGAGGCCCUGAGCCGACUGCGAGAGCUCUGUCGCCGGUGGCUCAGGCCAGAAGCUCGCACCAAAGCCCAAAUCCUCGAGCUGCUGGUGCUGGAGCAGUUCCUGAGCAUCCUGCCUGGGGAGCUCCGGACCUGGGUGCAGCUGCAUCGCCCCGGAAGUGGGGAGGAGGCCGUGGCCCUGGUGGAGGAGCUGCAGAAAGACCUUGAUGGACCCGCAUUAAAAGUCCCGGUCCUUCCUCAGACCCAGGACCCUCUGCAGGAAGGGAUUCAUUCUCCAGGAACAGCGCUCCCUCUUGCACGUGCAGGAACGUGUCUGAAUCCUCUCACCGACCCCGUGGUAUUUAACCUCCAGGACCCUCAGCAUGAUCCUCUUGCUCCUGAGGCUUCUGCCCUUUCCCAGGAAGAGAACCCAAGAAACCAAUUAAUGGCCCUCAUGCUCCUCACAGCUCAGCCCCAGGAAUUAGUGAUGUUUGAGGAGGUGUCAGUAUGCUUUACCUCAGAGGAAUGGGCCUGUCUGGGCCCAAUUCAGAGGGCUUUGUACUGGGAUGUGAUGCUGGAGAAUUACGGAAAUGUGACCUCCUUAGAAUGGGAAAGCAUGGCUGACAAUGAGGAGGUGACAUUAAAAGCAGGCAUUUCCCAAAGGUCAGACUCUCAGAAAGGACCAUCGAAAAGACUGCAACGAAGUGUUCCCAGAGUCCUCGACUUGGAGGAAGAAUGUGAAUGGCAGGUGUUGGCAAAUCAGUGGGAAAAUGAGACAGCGGACAGGACAGAUGCAGUGAAGAGAGGGUCCCCACGUGAAGGAGACCAGAGGAGAAGAACUCCAGAGAGACGACGCCAGAAGGGGGAGGAAUUGGGUGAAAGCUUGCAUUUCAGUUCUGCUCUUUCUGAAAGCUUAGUGGGUAUUGAAGGGAAGAAGCUUUAUAAAUGUGAUAUUUGUUGUAAACAUUUUAAUAAAAUCUCUCAUCUCGUAAACCAUCGGAGAAUCCACACUGGCGAGAAACCUCAUAAGUGCAAGGAAUGUGGAAAAGGCUUCAUCCAGCGCUCCAGCCUUUUGAUGCACUUACGGAACCAUUCUGGUGAGAAACCUUACAAGUGUAACGAGUGCGGGAAAGCCUUCUCUCAGAGCGCUUACCUUCUCAACCAUCAGAGGAUCCACACCGGGGAGAAACCUUACAAAUGCAAGGAGUGCGGGAAGGGCUUCUACAGGCACUCGGGCCUUCUUAUCCAUCUGAGGCGCCACUCUGGAGAGAGGCCUUACAAAUGUAACGAAUGUGGGAAAGUUUUCUCCCAGAACGCUUACCUCAUCGAUCAUCAGAGACUCCACAAAGGAGAAGAGCCUUACAAGUGUAACAAGUGUCAGAAAGCGUUCAUCCUGAAAAAGAGCCUCAUUCUGCACCAGAGGAUCCACUCUGGGGAAAAACCCUACAAGUGUGACGAAUGUGGGAAAACCUUUGCUCAGACCACGUACCUUCUGGACCAUCAGCGACUGCACAGCGCAGAGAACCCGUACAAGUGUAAGGAGUGCGGCAAGGUCUUCAUUCGGAGUAAGAGCCUUCUCUUACACCAGAGAGUCCACACGGGAGAGAAGCCGUAUAAGUGUACGGAGUGCGGGAAGGCCUUCACACAGAGCGCCUACCUCUUUGACCACCAGCGGCUGCACAAUGGCGAGAAGCCGUAUGAGUGCAGUGACUGUGGCAAGGUGUUCAUUCUGAAGAAGAGCCUCAUUUUACACCAGCGCUUCCACACGGGGGAGAAUCUCUUCGAAUGCAAAGACUGCGGCAAGGUCUUCGGUUCUCACCGAAACCUCCUUGACCACGAGCGACUGCACAAUGGGGAGAAACCCUACGAGUGUCGAGAGUGUGGGAAGACCUUCAUUAUGAGCAAAAGCUUCACGGUCCACCAGAAACUCCACACCCAGGAGAAAGCCUACAAAUGCGAGGACUGCGGCAAGGCCUUCAGCUACAACUCCAGCCUGCUGGUGCACCGCAGGAUCCACACCGGCGAGAAGCCCUUUGAGUGCACCGAGUGCGGGCGAGCGUUCAGCUCCAACCGCAACCUCAUCGAGCAUAAGAGAAUCCACAGCGGGGAGAAACCGUACGAGUGUGACGAGUGUGGCAAGUGCUUCAUCCUCAAGAAAAGCCUCAUUGGACACCAGAGAAUUCACACGAGGGAAAAAUCCUACAGAUGCAACGACUGCGGCAAAGUGUUCAGUUACCGCUCUAACCUGGUAGCCCAUCAGAGAAUCCACACAGGUGAGAGGCCCUAUGCCUGUGGUGAAUGUGGGAAGGGCUUUACUUACAACAGAAACCUUAUUGAAAACCUCAUGGUGCAUCAGAGAAUCCACACUGGGGAGAAGCCCUACAAGUGUAGCGAGUGUGGGAAGGACUUCAGUCAGAAUAAAAACCUUGUCGUCCACCAGAGAAUGCAUACCGGGGAAAAGCCUUACGAGUGUGAAAAGUGCAGAAAGUCCUUCACGUCCAAGAGGAACCUAGUUGGUCACCAGAGAAUCCACACAGGGGAGAAGCCUUACGGCUGCAACGAUUGUAGUAAAGUUUUUCGGCAAAGGAAAAACCUAACUGUACACCAGAAAGUUCAUACAGAUGAAAAGCCCUAUGAACGUGAUGGGUCUGAAAAAGAAUACUGUCAGAUGUCAAACCUUCACCUUCGACAAAAGAAUUCAUACCGUGCAGGGUUUCUUUUGGCUACGGAAUACGAAUGA
Messenger RNA from Elephantulus edwardii (Cape elephant shrew), 2886 nucleotides. It is a transcript of the gene ZNF197, whose product is annotated as zinc finger protein 197. Gene Ontology annotation, molecular function: DNA-binding transcription factor activity, RNA polymerase II-specific; RNA polymerase II cis-regulatory region sequence-specific DNA binding. The coding region runs from base 1 to 2886 and encodes 961 amino acids. The record is from RefSeq and is a predicted model, not a curated record. Gene Ontology annotation, biological process: regulation of DNA-templated transcription. NCBI's taxonomy places the organism in Eukaryota, Metazoa, Chordata, Mammalia, Macroscelidea, Macroscelididae. The transcript is spliced from 7 exons.